GCGACAUUUCUCCGGUGGCGCCGUCCUCCUUCGGUGCUUCUGUGUGACAGACUCGGUCAAUAUGGCGGCGCACAGGGUGGCUUGUUUAGGUUUAAAUGCCCUUUAUUCUACUGUCUGCGCCCCAAAGCAGGCCCUGAGGAGCUGUUGGGGGGCGGUGGAGCAGGCGAGGAGUUACUACGUCGACUGGAGGAUGCUUAGGGACGUGAAGAGAAGACAGAUGGCUUUUGACUAUGCUGAUGAGAGGUUACGGAUCAAUGCACUGAGGAAGAACACCAUCCUGCCCAAAGAGCUUCAGGAGGUGGCCGAUAAAGAAAUUGCAGCAUUACCAAGAGACAGCUGUCCUGUGAGAAUACGCAACAGGUGUGUGAUGACAUCAAGACCUCGGGGGGUGAAGCGGAGAUGGCGACUGAGCCGAAUUGUCUUUCGCCACUUGGCUGACCACAACCAGAUGUCCGGGAUUCUGAGGGCAAGGUGGUGAUUGGGGAUCCAUUGGACACUACAGUCGGCUUGGAAUACAGAAAAAAGCUGUGUCAGUGGUUAGUGUCAUAAGCAGCAAAUCACCUUUUUUAAAUAUGUGUUAAUGUUUAAAGUAUCCCCUGAGAGUACUGCUGCAUAUUUUCUGUAUAUUCUGAUAAGAUAAUAAAUCAAAUCCUUUGGCAGAUUAUUUGCUUUGUUUGUGUCGUGGCUCUUCUAAAUAUGAAAACAACUAAAGACAUAAUAUUUAAAGAGAAAAAUAUUCCGUGACUUCUCGGAGGAGUGAAUGUUGAUGUGACUUGAAAACUCAAUGGAUGAAUAAAUAUUGUUGUACGUA
Molecule: messenger RNA, 811 nt
Organism: Gasterosteus aculeatus aculeatus (three-spined stickleback)
Lineage: Eukaryota; Metazoa; Chordata; Actinopteri; Perciformes; Gasterosteidae
Gene: mrps14
Product: mitochondrial ribosomal protein S14
Biological process (GO): translation
Cellular component (GO): mitochondrial small ribosomal subunit; ribosome
Molecular function (GO): structural constituent of ribosome
Source: RefSeq, a predicted model, not a curated record